Molecule: messenger RNA, 1687 nt
Organism: Paramecium pentaurelia
Lineage: Eukaryota; Ciliophora; Oligohymenophorea; Peniculida; Parameciidae
Source: the annotation of a GenBank genome assembly
CCUCAUGUCUGAUAAUUAUUAACUUAAUGUAAGAGAUUUAACAAUAUAAAUAAAUUAGUUGCCUUAAUUUCCAGAGAAGUCAAUUUUCAGUUCAUGGUUUUAGAGUAGUGAAAGCAAAGAAGAAUUACAAGAACAUCUUAAAGCUAUUUAAGCUUACUUAGCUUAAAUUAAUAAGUAAAAAAAUAUUUAUAGUUAAGAAUUUUAAUCUAUAAGCCUGAUGCUAUAAAUUAUUUUGUUUGCAAUACAUUCGAUCCUGAAAGACUAAAGCUCUUAACUUUUGGUAAAUUAACGAAAGAGAUACUUUAUAAUAAUUACAUAAAAUCAGCAUAAAUAAAGAAGAGUUAAUUUAAUAAAGUGUUUAGAGUGAGUGUUCGAUAAGUGACUCUUGCAAUUCAUUAAUAUUUAAUACCUCAAAGUGAUUUUGCUAAAGCUGAAUAUGAAAAUUUUAAGAGAUCAUAAUUAUUGAUAUCAGAUUUCACUUAUAUUGUAAAAUGCUUUGAGAUAGGUCACCUCAUUAAAAAUAAAUCUUUCUUUAAUAAGAAGAUCAAGAAAACUGUAUAUAAUAAAUUUCUUAAAAUGGUUGACUUAUAGUAUGAUACUAUAUAUGCAGUUGAAGAAUGGGUAGAAUAACCAAUGAAUGAAGUUAUAUUUUUAAGAGCUUAAACUCAUAAUCUAUUUUAAUUAGAAGUUAUUGUUGAAGCAAUUAUAACAUUAGUAUCAGUGGCUCAAUAUUUAUAAUUUUUAUAGAUAUUUUAGAAAUAGUUCUCUGUAAGUUAUUUGUUUUAUGAUGAAAAUAAAGGAUUCAAAGUUGGUGGUUUAUCUCCUGUUCUUGCCUACAAAAAGAAAUAUCAUGUUUAAUAUAAUUAAGAUAUUAAUGAUUAUUAAGCUUUAUAACCACCUGAAAAUAAUACAUCAUCAAUAUAAUAUGGUUUCAAAAACAAUUUUAAUGUUUCAUCUAGAACAGAUGUUUGGUAAAUUGGUAUAGUCAUUUUAUCAAUGGCUUCACUUACAUUACCUGCUGAAUUGAUUUCAUAAGAUUAAAUUGAAAAUAAAUUGAAUUUAGUUUCAUUUUAAUAUGGGUAUGAUAUUAUUAAAAUUAGGGAAAUGUUAGGAAAUUUAAUUAGAAAUAUGUUGAUACGUAAUCCAAUUGAUAGAUGUUCAUUAGUAGAUGUUGCUAAUACUGCUCAAAAUCUGUUACCCAUGAAAUUAGAAUAUUUAAAAAAUGAAGAGAAAACUGAAAAAAUUUAAGUUUAAAUGUUAAUUUAAAUAGAUUACUUCAAUUUCUUAAUUAUAACUUGAAGAAUUAGACAAAUAUUUAAAAGAGAAGAUAAAAAGAAAAUAUAUAAUUCAUAUGAUUUUGAAUUAACAAGUUGUAUAAUAAAUGUUCUUAUAUUAUUUGGAAAGAAUUAAAAGAGAAAAUGUGAUACAAUUAUAUAUUAAUCUAUCUCCUUAGAUGAUUUCUGAUAAUUUAAUAGAAUAAAUGAUGGCAAUCAUAAUUGAAUAUAAGAAUUUAUAAUAACUUGUAAUUAAUAUGAAAGGAUGUUCAAUUAGUGAUGUUGCUUAUUAGUAUAUAAUUAACCAAGCUAAUAUAAUAACUCAAUUAAAACAAUUAACAUUAGGAAUAAGUGGAAUUUAAAUAAUUUAGAUUCCUGAAACUAAAAUUAGAGUGGUUGUAUAUAACCAAUGA